Messenger RNA from Aegilops tauschii subsp. strangulata, 507 nucleotides. Its product is annotated as SKP1-like protein 4. Lineage: Eukaryota; Viridiplantae; Streptophyta; Magnoliopsida; Poales; Poaceae. The record is from RefSeq and is a predicted model, not a curated record. Gene Ontology annotation, biological process: ubiquitin-dependent protein catabolic process.
AUGGCAACCAGCAGCAGCGGCAACACGACGGUGACUCUCCGCAGCUCGGACGGCGAGGAGUUCGUGGUCCAGGCGGACACGAUCGCGGCGGCGUCGGUGCUGAUCAAGAACAUGCUGGAGGAAGGCUGCGCCGCCGGCGCGAUCCCGCUGACCCAGGUGACGGGCCGCAUCCUGGCCCGCGUCGUCGACUACUGCAACCGCCACUACGCCGACGCCGACGCGGCCGCGUACGUCGUGAAGACCACCUUCUCGUCGGGCGACCCCGACCUGGAUCGGUUCGACACCGACUUCGUCAGCGGCGUCGACCAGGACACGCUCUUCGACCUCCUCCUCGCCGCCAACUACCUCGAGGUGCAGGGCCUCCUUGACCUGGCGUGCAAGACGGUGGCCGACCAGAUGAGGGGCAAGACGGUCGAGGGCAUGCGCGCGCACUUCAACAUCCUCAACGACUACACCAAGGAGGAGGAGGCCCAGGUCCGCAGCGAAGUUGCAUGGGCCUUCGAAUGA